UAAUUUUAACGGUAAAGUGAGUUUAUAUUAUUAUAUUUUCCCCUCACAGGUUACAAACCUCAGCUGCCUGUGUUUUGUCAUUUUAAACACCUUUGAAACGUCACUUCCGUUACACAUUCUGACGGGUCGCCAAAUCUGAUGAAACGUCGGCGGCCAUUUUGUUGUAGCCGGAAAAGGUGGAGAGUGACGCUUUUAUAUCUAAUAUAAGCUUCCUACAGAAGAGUGUGUGCCUAGCGAGGAGAAGGACAGCCAAAGUACACAUAAAAAUAACACCUCAAAACAGGUCAACUGAUUGAAGAUGGAGAAGGAGAAGAGUCACAUGACUGAGCGGAUACUAAACCUCACAUUGGAGAUCAUCUACCUGCUGACUGGAGAGGAAAGCAUUAUAGUGAAGAAGCCAUCUUACAUUCACAUGACUCGGGUGUCACAAAGUUGGGGAAGGAACCAGAGUCCAGUAGCAGAGACUUCAACUCACUCUUUAAUACCUGAAAUAAACAACGACAAGAUUCUAGAAGUCACCCAGAAGAUCAUAGAGCUGCUGACAGGAGAGGUUCCUAUAAGGUGUCAGGUCAACACAGAAGAAGGGAAGAAUUUGUAUUGCAAUGAUCUGCACAAGGACGUCAUGAUGGAGAAGCGGCCGCCCCUCACAUCUCCGGAUGGAUCCAGUAAUGGGAACCCACCAGAGAGAUGUCCCCGUCCUCUGUAUUCCCGGGACUCCACACAGGAACAUCAGGAGAUCCCUCAGGAGGAUCAGGGUAAAGACCUUAUUGUAAAUAAAGUAGAAUUUGAAGAAGAGCCGUAUGUGAUGGGUGAUGAUCCAUGUAAGGAGGAGGAAAUCCCUGUAGAGAUCAGAACAGAUCCUGGAGACACCGGAGCUAUUCGGAGAGACGUCAAAGCUGAGAAGGAGGAAGAAGGACAUGUGAGGAUUAAAGAGGAGGAAGUUCCUGUAGAGAUCUGCACAGAUGGACAACACAUCAGUAAUGACAUGGGGGAACGUCUCCUAAAUUACGGCCCAUCCAGUUCUCUAGGAAGAAAACCCAUUACCCCGAAUUCCCAUCCAGUCCUUCCCAGUGCAAAUCUUUUAUCUAACCCUUCUAUACAUGGGAGGAGUUUUCUCAAUCACUCCACCGAUCACAAAGGGGAUGAAAAGUUUUCAUGCUACAUUUGUGGGAAAUUCCUGACCAGGUAUGAAACUCUCACCGUACACCACAGAUCUUAUACCGGGGAGGAGCCAUGUUCUGUGUGCGGGAAAUGUUUUCUUCGGAAAUUGUGCCAAAUCAAUCAAGAAAUAGUCGACCCCGAAGAAACCCCAUAUGUGUGUUCAGAAUGUGGGAAAUGUUUCAGCCAAAAGUCCAAUCUCACUUACCACCUCCGGGUUCACACGGGCGAGAGGCCAUUUUUUUGUUCCCAGUGCGGAAAAUGCUUUAAAACAAAUGCCCGUCUUCUCCAACAUCAGAGAACUCACGCUGAGGUGAAGCCGUAUUCCUGUUCAGAGUGCGGGAAAUUUUUUACUACCAGUUCGGCGCUUGUCAAACACCAGAGUACUCACACCGGGCUGAGGCCGUAUCCGUGUUCAGAGUGCGGAAAAUGUUUUACUACGCACUCCGUUCUCGUUAACCACAAGAGAACCCAUACCGGCGAGAGGCCGUUCUCGUGUUCGGAGUGCGGGAAGUGUUUCACUACUAGUUCAGCUUUGGCUGACCAUCAGAGGAUUCACACCGGGCAGAAGCCGUAUUCGUGUUCGGAAUGCGGGAAAUGUUUUACGACGCGCUCGGCUUUUGUUUAUCACCAGAGGACUCACACCGGGCAGAAGCCGUAUUCGUGUUCGGAGUGCGGGAAAUGUUUUACCACAAACUCAGCUCUUGUUGGUCAUCAGAGGACUCACACCGGGCAGAAGCCUUAUUCGUGUUCGGAAUGUGGAAAAUGUUUUACGACGCGCUCAGCUUUUGUUUAUCACAGGAAAACUCAUAACACGGAAGAGAUACAAUACCAUAUUCAUGGUGAAAUGAGGAAGAUAUCCCUAGAACAGCACAUUAUGAAACAUCUAAUAACUCCUACUGGACACAGAAAUCUAAAAUCAGGAGAAGUAGAGAACAUCUAUGGCAUCCAUUAUGUCAUAGAUCAACGUCAUCAGAGAGAGCCAGACAAAGGGAGAAGUAUGGUACAGAGAGACAUGAAGAGAGAGGAGAAUAAGAUCAGCACAUCCAUAGAUAUGGAGAUAAAGAGAACCCGUCAUUCCUGGGGAAACACACACCUAAGUCUGGACAAGUUCAGAAUGGAAAAGGAAAAGGAGCAGAGUCACAUGACCGAGAGGAUAUUAAACCUCACCCUGGAGAUUGUCUACCUGAUGACCGGAGAGAAUUAUAUAGCUUUCAAGUUUUCUGAUGGCUUGGUUGCUUCCAACAUGAUAAAGACCCAGAGUCCCAUUAUAAAGCCUCCAUCUUACUCCUCAAGAAAGAAGAAGGUUGAAGAAGUCACCAAAGAGAUCAUUGAUCUGCUGACAGGAGAGGUUCCUAUAAGGUGCCAGGAUGUCACUGUCUAUUUCUGCCCAGAGGAAAGUAACUACUUAGGACACGAGGACCUGGAAAAGGACAUCAUGGAGAAGCGGCCGCCCCUCACAUCACCGGAUGGAUCCAGUAACAGAAAUCCACCAGAGAGAUGUCCCCGUCCUCUGUAUUCCCGGGACUCCACACAGGAACAUCAGGAGAUCCCUCAGGAUGAUCAGGUUACACUGGAGGUAUAUCAGAUUGAUUAUAAAACAGAAGUUAAAGUGGAAGCAGAAGAGCCGUAUGUGAUGGGUGACGAGCCAUAUGAGGAGGAUGAAUUCCCUCCAGAGAUCGGCACAGACCCCGGAGACACCACAUACACUCAGAGAGACAUCAAAGCCAUAGAGGAGGAGGAAGAAGAACAUGCAAGGAUUAAAGAGGAAGAAGUUCUCAUAGAGAUUGGCAUGGAUGGACAACAGAUCUUGAAGAAAAAGGAAGAAUUUUCUAUUUUGCUUCCAGGAAAUAAAAAGUCCAUCACGUUAAGUUCUCCAGGAGAAGACCACACGACCCCAAGUCUCCAUCCAGCGCUCCCCAGUGCAGAUCGAUUAUCUGAUGCCUCUACACUUGGGGGGAAUUUUCCCGAUCACGUACCUCCCCUCACCCAUCAUAUAGGUCAUGGAAAAUUUCUUUGUUCCGUGUGCGGGAAAUGUUUCACCAGGAAGGAAAGUCUCACCUUACACCAGAGGUCUCACGCGGGGGAAAAGCCACAUUCAUGUUCUGUGUGUGGGAAAUGUUUUCUUCGGAAAUGGUGUUUAAUUAAUCACGAGAGGACUCACACGGGAGAGAAACCAUAUUCGUGUUCGGAAUGUGGCAAACAUUUCAUGCACAAGUCAAAUCUCGCUUUCCACCAACGGACUCACGCAGGCGUCCCAGCAACAGAUCUGCAAAAGCCGUACUCUUGUCCUGAAUGCGGGAAAUGUUUCAAAGUAAAUGCUGCUCUUCUUCUACAUCAGAGAACUCACACCGGAGUGAAACCAUAUUCGUGUUUAGAGUGCGGGAAAUGUUUUUCUAUGAGCUCGGCUCUUGUGAAACACAAGAGAAUUCACACCGGUGAGAAGCCGUAUUCAUGUUCAGAAUGUGGGAAAUCCUUCAGUCAGAGGACCCAUCUUGUUUUACAUGAGAGAACUCACACCGGAGUGAAACCGUAUUCAUGUGAGGAGUGUGGGAAAUGUUUUACUGCAAGUUCAGCUCUUGCGAAGCACAAGCGGACUCACACGGGGGAGAAGCCGUAUUCCUGUACAGUUUGCGGGAGAGGUUUUGCGCGCAAGGAAAACCUUGUAGUACAUCAUAAAAUUCACACCAGGCAGAAGCCGUAUUCAUGUUCACAAUGAUGGAGCUGCUUCCUGUAAAAAUAAAUACAGUGGAACCUCAGUUUGAGAGUAACGCGGUUAA
This is a messenger RNA of Rana temporaria (common frog), 3938 nucleotides long. Its product is annotated as oocyte zinc finger protein XlCOF8.4-like. Gene Ontology annotation, biological process: regulation of transcription by RNA polymerase II. Gene Ontology annotation, molecular function: DNA-binding transcription activator activity, RNA polymerase II-specific; RNA polymerase II cis-regulatory region sequence-specific DNA binding. Gene Ontology annotation, cellular component: nucleus. NCBI's taxonomy places the organism in Eukaryota, Metazoa, Chordata, Amphibia, Anura, Ranidae. Bases 299 to 3877 code for a protein of 1192 amino acids. The record is from RefSeq and is a predicted model, not a curated record. The transcript is spliced from 17 exons.